This is a messenger RNA of Nannospalax galili (Upper Galilee mountains blind mole rat), 900 nucleotides long. RefSeq names its product olfactory receptor 1I1. NCBI's taxonomy places the organism in Eukaryota, Metazoa, Chordata, Mammalia, Rodentia, Spalacidae. Gene Ontology annotation, cellular component: membrane. The record is from RefSeq and is a predicted model, not a curated record. Gene Ontology annotation, molecular function: olfactory receptor activity; G protein-coupled receptor activity. Gene Ontology annotation, biological process: G protein-coupled receptor signaling pathway.
CUGUUCGUGGAACCAGAAAACCAAACAACAGUCUCAGAAAUCCAUCUCAUGGGCAUCUCAGAGGAUCCAGCACUGCAGUGCAUCCUCUUUGCACUCUUCCUGUCCAUGUACCUGGCCACUGUGCUGGGGAACCUGCUCAUCAUCCUGGCUAUCAUUUUGGACUCCCACCUGCACACACCCAUGUACUUCUUCUCCAACCUGUGCCUGGUUGACAUCUUUUUCUCCUCUACCACUGUCCCCAAGAUGCUGAUGAAUAUCAAGACACAGAACAGACCCAUCCCUUUGGCUGACUGUGUGACCCAAAUGUAUGCCUUCCACCUCUCUGGCACCAGGAACAGCUUCCUCCUGGCUGUGAUGGUCAUUGACCAGCUGGGUAUUGUCCACCCACUUUGUUACUUGGUGCUCCUGAGCCCAUGUGCCUGUGAGCAGCUGGUCACCAACCCAUCCCUGGUAUACACCUGCCUCAUAGCCCAACUGACCUGCUUUGAUUCCAAGAUCCCUCACUUCUGUGACCUCAUUCUUCUGCUGAAACUCUCCUGCUCAGACACGGACACCAAUGAGCUGGUGAGCCUGGCUUCUGGCAUCAUCACGGGCCCCUUGUCCUGCAGGCCGCUCUCUUACAUCUUCAUUUGCAGGACAGUCUUUCAGAUCCCUUCUCUGGGCAGGUGGAAAGCCUUCAUUUGUGGCUCACACACAAUGGUAUCACCAUUCUAUGGGACCAUCUUCGCUCUGUACAUAUAGUUGCUGUCAUCUACCUCCUCCCAGAAAAACAAAGCAGCUGCAUAGAUGUAUGGGGAGGUCAUCCCUAUGCUGAAUCCCUUUAUCUACAGCCUAAGGAACAAAGACAUGAAGGUAGCCCUGAGGAAGCUUGAUGGCAAAGCAGCCUCAUCCUGGUCCUAG